CAAAAGGCUAAUCUGAGACAGCAACGUAAGACGGCUCGGGUUUUCUUCAGUUCACCAUUCGGUGGACUGGAGGAGGAACGCGAGGAGUUAACCAAGAAAUACUGGCCUAAGUUGUCGUCAAUUUGCAAGAGAGCUGGGUACGAAUUUGUUCCGGUUGACAUGAGAUGGGGUAUAACCUCGGAGAUGUCAUCAAACGCUGCUACUAUUGAGAUUUGUCUUCGAGAAAUGGAUCGGUCUGACAUGAUUGUGGGCUUCUUUGGACAGGUAAAAAGCUCAAAAAUAUUUUAACUUAAGAAAAUCUUACUGCGAACAACUCAAGAACAAUGUUGAGCUUAAUUCAUUUUUUCUAAUAAAGGCCCAAUUUUUACUCCGUGCAAUUUGGCCGUAAAUCACAAAGAUUUUAUGAGUCGCAAUGGAAAGUUUAAUACCGACUAUUUAAUGUUACAGUUGCAUGUAGCUUAGGGACACAGACCAAGAGAAAGACAGGUUAUUUUUUUUAAAUUUUCCCUUUCAAGUCUUGUCAGUGAGUGUGAAAAAGAUUCUUGUUUGCUCUCCUUCUAAGGAGAAAUAUUGUUAUUGCAGGAUUUUUGGUUGUGAUGAUUUCUUUAACCCGAAACAAUCAUGUCAGCUGUGUAGGCUGUAAAGUCUUUUUGCUAGUUAAUGACAACUUGUAGCAUAUUCCUGAGAUUUUUGUGUCAUUUACUGCAUCUGACAUAACUGAUACCGAGAGUAAAAGAAAUUGAUAAUCACUUAUAUUAUUUUGUUCAGCGAUAUGGGUGGCAUGGAUUCGAUGCCCUUUUGCAAAAAAGUUUCGACGUUGCAGCAGUGAAAUAUCCUUGGCUUAACGAUUAUCGAGAGAAAGCUGUGACUGAGCUGGAAUUCUUACAUGGCCAUCUGAGAAAUCCUGGAAAGAGAGCUGCUUGUUUCUUCUUCCGAGAUAAGGUAUUCGACACUAUUUGAUUUAAGAGUCUGUUUAAGGUUAUGUUCACACUAUAUCAGAGAGUUAUAUUCCUAAAUUUUCACUCUACUAAACAGAGACUGUCACUGUUGAUUCUUGGUCACAUGGCCUUGACUAAAAUCAAGUGUAUCCCGAUCUUGAGCAAUUGUACCCCGCUCUGGAUACGUUACAACACGUGAUCAAAGCAUGGCGGAAAGUGGUUUGACAGAAGGCGGGAAAAACAGCGCCAGUUUUCACUUUUGGGGAUGAAGGCAACAAGAGUCCACAACACAAACAUAAAGCCUUAAGCUAAAAGGCGACGAUUUUCAAAGUUAUCCCUGAAGAGAAACAGUAGCUAGUGGAGGAAAAAGAUGCAGACAAUAUAAGCAAAGUACUUUGUAAAUCAUUCAUACAGUGGUUUUGAGAAUUAAAUUUGUGUUUUUAUAAGAACCGCGUCGACUGUUUUGAUUCUCUCCGGUUAUUCUUUUGUCGCUGUUAAAGUGAAAGUCUUGAAAUCUGAGAAAUAUAACAAAACACUUAGGGCCAGUUUUUUUAAACAGAGUUUAGCCAUUGUUUAGCAAAACCGUGUUCCAAGCCAUUUCAGUUUGCCGAACGCUUUUAUAUAAACACCGUUAAUCGUGAAGAGUUUAGUAAUAAUAAUAAACUUUAUUUAUAUAACGUCUAUAUCAUUAACUGUUCUAGUACUGAAUAAAAGUUUGCGUACCUCUCCGGAAAGCCAUUGUGGAAUCUAGCUCCAAAUCGACAAAAAAAUUCAAGAUAAAACCAUUCCCUUUGUUUACAGAAUCACCUUCGUCGAUGAAAAGCACCUCAACGCGGGACGCCAUUAUCUUCUCCCUUCCUCUCUUGACAGCACCGAAUAAAAGUUUGCGGACCUCUACGGAAACCAAUUUCCGAUUAAGUGACAUCAGUGACAUUUGUUUAUGUCCUACUUAGGUAAAAGCGCCUGUAUACUGAAUACCACCGUUCUAACAAUCAACUUACUUUAAAAAUUAUCUUUGUAGUCCUACGAUGAGAUGAAACUGAAGCUGGCUGAAGAGGCUGGGCAAGAAAGACAGGCACGUAAAUUCCGUUCUUCCACAGACGGUCCUAAAGCUGCCGAAUAUUUGGCAGACUUGAAAGAAAGAGUCUACAAAACGCAAGACAAGGUAAGCAAGACGAAAUCCCAGCUGGGCGUAGUUCUUAUGUAAUCCCUUUUAGUGUAUAGAAAAGUGAUCAACGUUCAGCCAUACAAAACAGCCUAGUAACAAAGGAUUCGCUGGACGUAUGAAAGCCACCUUGUACCAUAUCUUCUCCGUGCUUCCGACUUUGAAGCAAAUUUACCAGAUUUCUCUUCUGCACUGGCAAACAGAGGUGCAAUUAGAAGUCAGGUUAGACUAAAGACGGAAAGUAUGAAAAGUUAAGACGGGAAUGGCCUCGCUAUCAGCAUCCGACGCAAAUGGUGGCUACCGGUGAAACUAAAAAAAGCUAGAAAGACAUACGUUUCAUCUUGCUCUGAUUAAGAACAAAAGAAUCUUAGAUUGUUUUAUACUUAUCAAUGGAUGCUGAGUAAACCAAGUCUUCCAACAAUAUCAGAAGUUUUCUUCCAUAAGUAACAAACGAAACGAUAAUGAACGCAGUUGUUCAAAAAAACCUGGUAAUUGCGUUAAUUUUCUAUUCUAAGUGUUUAGCUGUGCACAUGAGCUACAAAGAUCCACAAGAAGGAGCAAGGCUUAUGUACGAAACGAUAGAGAAGUACUUAAGAGAAGUUUUUUUAGCGCGCCCUGUGAAAAAGUUGUCCCCUUUGGAGGAGGAGCGUUCUCGACAUGACGUUUUUAUGGUUAGCAGACUGGGCAUGGGUGGCGUUUAUGUUGGUGGAGAAAGCUACAUGAAUCAAAUUGACAGCCAUGUCAAGUCUGAGAGUGAGGAGGAUAAUCCUAAACAUCUCGUGGUUAUUGGGGAAGCUGGUAAGAUUUCAUGAUAAAGUACCUUAUCAUUUAUAAUGGGGAGCGAGGGUGGGGCAGUGGUGAGAGCACUCGCCUCCCACCAAUUUGACUUUGGUUCAAAUCCCGGCGUCGACACCAUAUAUGGGUUGAGUUUGUUGUUGGUUCUAUCCUUUGCUCCAAGAGGUUUUUCUCCGGGUACUGCUGUUGAUCCCUCUCCUCCAAAACCAACGUUUGCAAAUUCCAAUUCGACCAAGAAUCAGGUAGAAGAAGAACCACUUUGUGGAUGUGUUUCCUAUAUAUCAUUGUUUUUACCAUUUAUUAUUAUCAUUAUUAAUGUACCGGCAUACACACUCAAUCAAAAUUACUCUAAGGGGCCGACCAUUUGACUUUUGAGGGAGAGGGGGGUGUGGGUGACUUCAGAGAAAAAUAUCCUGCAUACUCAUUUUAAGGGAAAAAAUUUCUUUCAAGGAAAUACCUGGCGAAAAAACAUUCUUACACUGAAAAAAAAUAUCUUCCAUGGCUUAUAAUGCUAAAAAGUUCUCGCACCGUUGUAUGUCAGAAAAAAUCUUUCAUCAGAGGUUUCUCACCAGAGGUUUGCGAAAAAAAAUCUUCUCCAAACCAAAUCACCCAUAUCCCCCAUCACUUCCCCACCACCUCAAAAGUGAAAUGGUCGGCCCCUAAUUGGCUGCUUACGAUUUUAAAUAAGGCUUUGCAUAAACGUGUAUUUCCAAUGUGAUUGUCAUUAAUAAUUCAACGUCAGAGGAAAUCAUGAACGUGACGUGCUCUUUGCAUCCUUUAAUUUCUAUUUCAAAAUCUUAUAUUGUUUCUUCAAACGAAAGUUUUUUAAAAACAAUUGAAAGGUUUACUCAUUGUUCUUAUAUUACUUUAUUAUAUUUUAAUAACUAACUUUUUUUUUCAGGCGUGUUUAUUGUCAUGUUAGUUGUUACUUAGAUUGUCAUCACAAAUACUUUUUUCAUCAUUUCGAUGUCAAGUGAAAACAACAUUCAUAACAACAUUUACAGGUUCUGGAAAGUCCUGCCUACUUGGUAACUGGUCGUUACAUCAUAAGGAGAAAUUCCCAAAGGAUGCAGUGGUAGAUCACUUUGCAGGCUGCACAAGUGGAAGCACAGGUGGGAAGACAUUCCAUUCGCCACUUGCACAUCUCCCAUAAUGCACUUUGUUUGCUCUCCUUCCGCCCUCCCAAAGCACUGUCUUCAAUUUUUCGUGGGGAGACUGUAAUACCCAGAAGAAAUUGAAAACAAAGGUUACGCAAAAAUUGGGGCGGGGGGGAGCUAGGUGUAUUAUAAGAGAUGUGCAAAUGGCAAAUUAUCAAUUCUGACCUUUCUCUAUUGUUACAAACUUGUUGCAUGAGGGAAGGAUCUCAAAGCGCGAGCGAAAACGAAAACAUUGCCAGUGUUUUCAUUUCCAGAAAUGCUUGCAUGUGCUGCAUCAUCGUCAAUAGCAGAGAAAAGGAGGACUAUGAGCGAGAUAUCAUUAAAACAUUAAACACGGAAAAUACAAAUAUGAAGUUUUUCUCUUUUUUUUUUUUUUUUUUUUUUUUUUUUCAUUAAUCCAAUGGGCGAGGCUUGCUUUCCGGUGAAGAUAAGGCUGGGGGAACUGCUGUGCGGUUCACAGCCAAUAUAUCGUACAUGUGUUGUGUGGAGCUGGCGAUUAAAGGAGUGCUUUGCAUUAGUCGCCUCGCCAGUAAAUGGCCUAUGAUACACGGCUUUGUCCUAUUUCAGGCCCGAUGGCGAUGCCACGUUGAUGAGCCCUAAUAAGGGCGAAACCGGCAGCAGUCCAUGGCUAUCACUUCGUUUGUGCGCAUGCGUUAGGUACUGGUCAGUCAGUUGGUUGGUGUUCGUGUGUCGCUAGCUCUUAAGUUUCUCAAUUUUAGGAUAAGAUUGUCCUCAUCGUGCUCCAAAACCGGGCAUUUUCUUUGCUUUGCCACUGUAGAUUAAGGAAAUGUUUUUUCUUUUUGUUGCUAGAUCAUAAAUCACUCCUUGUAUUUGUUUCAAAUUACGAUGUACAUUAACUGUUCUUAUUUCAUAUCAUGUGAAUUUUCUUUCCGUUGUUAUUUUUUUAAAACCCGUCUAGACUAGCUGUACUAGCUGAGAGUUGCCAAUAUAGGUAGCUUUCUCUUGAAAACCAAAUUAAAAGUUGUUGUUGUUGUUUGCUGUUAUAUGACACUGCAGAAGGUGAGGUGUGACUCAAGCCCAAAAACAAAAAUGUUAUAUUUCCUCGCCGUCUUAGCAAGAUGCCCUGUUCUACCUGUAUAAUUCUUCAUAUUAUGCUCAUCCUCAACCACUAAUGAUUAAUCAAAGAUUUGCAUGUGCUUGUUUGAACUGUUUUGUUUAUGCUUAUGCUUACGAGUGUUAUGCUUAUUUCAUGUAAUUUAAGUAACUGACCAAGACGAACAGCUUUGAACUUUUCUAGUACCACGAAAGAUAUUGAAGCGACUGGUUGAGGAACUCCGUGACUUGCUAAAGGAAAGGACCGGUAAAGAACAACCAACAGUAGAGUCAGACUCAGACAGUAUUCGCGAUCUUAUUCGAGAACUGACAGACACAGUGAAGCGGAUCACCGACGCAGGACAUCGCACCGUUAUUAUUAUUGAUGCUUUGAACAAAGUCGACGAAGCUGGACAAACAACUAAGGUGAACGAAGUUUGAUAAUGAGUCAACCUUAACUAUGUUUUCGGCUCUAUUCACCAUUUUCACAUAGACCAUAAUGCACCUUGUUUACCCUCCAAAAUUUUGCAUAACCAUUGUUUGCAAUUGUUCCAAGAGAACAGGAAGACAACAGUUAUGCAAUUAAAAUUUUGGGGGGAGUAAACAAGGUGCAUUAUGGUCUAUGUAAAAAAGGUGAAUACUGAAAGCUAUUAAUUGGGAGAUGAGAUCCUUCGCAUGAAAAAACAAAUUCUUAAGAAAAUUUCCUUGGUGCCGCGAAAUUAAUCGUAUAUUUUCUACGCACAUCGCUCGUUCUCAGAGCGAUAAGUCUCAGCGACUUCGAUCCCUGGGGCCGGGAAAAUUUACAGGGUUUAAAAGGGAAGAGGGUACUGGCUAGUGCCUUGCAAAUAGCACGUCCUUCUUUUGGCUUGGAUAAAUGGCAGAGAGGACGGUACUAUGUAAAGUAGGGCCCGAAAACCAGUGUUCUCGAUUAGCUCUCAGUACAAAAUACUUAAGCCCUUAUAACUAACGCCACCUCCCUAGGUGGAUUUCCUUGGGUUUACACUGCAUUUGCCUCAUCAGGGACGCAUCAGUGCAGACAGCUGAAACCUGUAUUUUUUAUUAUUAUUAUUAUUAUUAUUAUUAUUUCCUGAAAGCAUUUUUAUAAUAAAACAGGUAUGACCGUUAGAUUUUUUGCAUUAUAUCGGUGUAUUUGUGUUAUUAUUUAUCCCCGUUUAACAUUCACCAUUCCCCUAUUUUUCGUUUUAGCAACACCCAGAUAUAGUUGCUAUCAACCGAGCUAUCGAACCAUAAGCCGAAAAACACAAAAAUUUCACUCAAACGCAACUGCUGCAGUAUCAUUAUUUGUUAAUUUAUCUCGAGAUUUACUAAAAAAUUAUUUCUUUUCAAUUCAGUGCGAUUUUCUUCACACACUUUUACCAUACCAGUUUGGAUAUAUUUGCUUCCGACUGACUGCGUCGUGUUUUUACUUUCAUCAAACGAUAGGUCUGGAAUGAUAGUGUAAAUAGACUCGAUUCUCUUCGGCAUUUUUCGGGGAAUGAGUCCCGCUCCUAAUUCUUCUUAGUGGAGAACGAGGCCGGACUCGAGAGAGAGCGGCGAAAAAACCGAAGUCGCGCACUUUGCAACGGCGAAAAUUCCAAUUUUGGCGCCUUGUAACUCACGAACAGUAAUUCAGGUUUAAGAAAGAAACUGUUUGCUUGUAAUCUGAUUUAAAAAGAAAGCUUAGGGUUGACUCUUGGACUAUUAAUUUACUACAUAAUAAGGCGACCUAAGACUUCAGAAAGCGGACUGUGCGAACAAUGUAAUGACACUAUGAAAGUGGGGUGAGGGUUUUCACUGAACCAUUCGAUCGGUUGGAAUGGACAGGAAGCAGGACAAGCUUGAUGAAUUAAUCUGGGCAAUCUUAUUGAAUAUUCCUUGACUAUUUACAUUCCACUGACAUAGGUAUCGAAGAAAAACUGACACAGUAAAAGGUCCGUAAGUAAGUAUAAGAACCUGCUUUUUGAAAACCUGUUAGGCUAAAAUUUGCCAGUCAAGCCCCCUCUAUACAAGAACCUGUUUAGCCUAAAACUUGAAACAGGAUUUUAUUCUCUAAAUUCUAUACACUUGAGCAAAUAAUUAAGAUACGUCAACAUUUACGAUCCUUAUUAGAGACGUAGGUGCCUUAUCACCCCAACUGCAAUGAUAUCGUUUGCAGAUUUUAUAUGAGGAAUAAACUGUAUAGCACUUAAUACUCUAAGCUUAGGCUCGAUUUCCGCCGUCUCCAGGGUGCGGUCUUUGAUCAUUUUCCCGAACAGCGGCUGGUAAUCGAGCCUACUCUAAGCUACGAUAUAUUUUUUUUGUUCUUCAGAAAGUAAGAACCCAUUUAAGAACCUAAAUAACCUAAAUUUGUGCUAAGAACCAUUUCGGUAAGAACCUGUUCGCAGGUUAACAUCAGAAAAUGUAAUUUCCUACUCGCGAGUUUUUACUGCAAGUGGAACGAGUGGAAAGUAAUUAGUUAUUCAAUCAAUUAUUACUACCUAAUUCAGUGUUAUUUUUUAUUUUUCUAACGCCUAAACUAUGUAAUAGAUCUCUGUAGAGGCAUGUGAACUACAAUUAUCAAGUAGGAAGCGAAGGAGCUGAAUUGUUUCUUUUAGACGACGCGUUGUAAGACUCAAGACAGGCUCGAUCUAACCUGAACAGGAUUAAAUCACAGGAUGUUGAUCUCACCAAACGAACGGGAUUUUCUACUUUUUGUAUCGUUGCACUCACUGAACUACCAUCUUUAAGAAGCGACGGCGCUGAGAUGAUUCUUUUUAGCAACGUGUUCAGAGAUCUAAGAUGGGCUCGAUCUAAGCAGACAAGGGCUAAAUCACAGGAUGCAGAUCUUGCCAAACGAAAAGGAUUUUCUGCUAUCUGUAUCCCUACAUGCACUAAACCAAGUGAAUUUUCUCGCUGUACGAAUCUUAUCCCUUCAGUUGUAACAGCUGUUGAUUUUUUCAUUCUCAGCAGCUCGAGCACAGUGUUUCUAAAACGGCGGUCUCUAUAGCAGUAAAUUAAAUGAUUAAUUAAAGAAUUUAAAAAAAGAAAUGAGUCCGCUAUCCGCCAUGCGAUACGUGUACCAAGGACUGGAUAAACUGUUGCCAGUGUACCGACAAUCACACCAGGGACGAAAGAAAGAAUCAGGACAAUCGUAACUAAAGCAGUCGUCACAGCAAUUCUGUUUUCGAGUUUUGCUUGUACCAAAACGUUGACCUGGAGGAUCUGAUGCGUUUCCGAACUCCAAGGUACAUCAUGAAAUAAAAAUACACAAUAAGAACUAGGAUACAAACUAAAACACCGGCGCUACCGGUGACCGGGAUUGUUACUGCUAAAGCCAGAGCCGUUUUAUCCUUGCCAACCGUUAUCUCCAUAAUGAUGAAUAUACAGCUACGACCACUAUAACCCAAGCUGAAAUUGCCAUCUUUCUCAAGCGGCUUCUCUUCACUAUAGUUUUAUAAUCAAUCCAUUUUCGAAUGGCUUUGUACCGGUCCCACGGAAUCAUUGUCAGAUGGAUAAGCGAGCAAAUUGCCAGACUGAAAGUCAGCAUUGAAGUUACCAAGUCCAUCAAACAAAAAUGUUGGACAGCCACUAUUCGAUAGGGAAGAAACAGUGCAACUAUGGCUGAUAACGGGAUACCUAUGCCACCUGUAAGAAGGUCCGCAACUGCCAUACUUGAAAUAAGGACAUUGGAAGGUCUCUGCCGCAGUUCCUUCUUUUUCUUUACUGCUAAGAUUGUUAAUGUGUUCAAAAGAAAUGCGAUGGGAGCGGCUAUAGUUGCAAACGCAGCAAAAAUCCAAGGAGAAGUGGUUUCAUGUAGGUCGAACGCUAUACCUGGUCCGUGUGUCCUGCAAUAAAGCACUGAGCUACUGGUAUUAUUGGUUUAGGCUGAAGCCCAUUGUACUUCCCCGUUUCGGUCCAUAAUGAUAAAGCGCUACUAUUUUCAACUGUUUUCUUGGUGGUUCCAAUGAAAGGCCUAUUCCCAGUUCUAGUUACCUCAAGACUUUUCUCAGUGAGCGUUACCUUCUCAAAAAGGCGUGAUUUUGUGGCUUUUUUGAAGAAUAAUUUUAAGGAAUAAUCUGGCGGACUUUAGGUCUGGCUGAUUAGUAACUUCUCUUUGCCUCGAAGUAAAACCAGUGUUAAAAGCGCAAGAACCAUCAGCUGAUACUCCUCUGUUCUCUCUCAGUCAACCACGUGCUUACGCUUUUCCUCAUUCACGAUUCAGUCUUUCUCCCUUUUUAUUCAUUGUAAUUUUGUCUCCGGCUCCAUAAUAAUUUUACAGUAAUUGACCACAUAUACGUCAUAUACCCAAAGCCUUUAUUUUUGCAAGGAAGGAAUAGAAUAAAAAAACAUUGAAGAAAAACAAAAAACACUGAUUAGACUCUGAUAAAGGCAGGAUGAAAAUCACCACCGAAGGGCCUCAUUGCACUGAAACUAGGAUAAAUCUAUAAAAUCUCAGUAAUUUAAGGUAUAGGAAACAUGUACAGCUUAAUAAAAGCGUGGGAAAUCGCCGCUGUGUAGAUUACAUUCAAGUUAUAUAUUAGAAUAACCACAAUUCAGCUACGAAUUUAUCUUCUACGGCAUAAUACACAAUAACACCGUAACUAGAUUUUGGAUUCCACAAGCAAAAAUUUCCCAGAUUCCUGAAUUCGGAUUGUCUUAUAUGGGGCAUAGAUUAUAUUUUCAUUCUGUCGCCUUUUUUAUUAGGCUUUCGAUAUCAGCUGUACUAUCACAGGUAUAUUUUCAUCUAUUUUUCCAUUAUUAUAUGUAAAAUUUGUCAUAAACGUAGAGAUCACUUGUACAGCAACACACUUCAUUGGGGGUUCUUGUCUAUACUGUUCUGCCCUCCUGUGUUUUACAUAUGCAUUGUAAAAAGUACUGCUUCUCACGACAAUUAGAACUUAUUCAGUUGCAACUUUUACGGGAAAUGUUUCUCUGACAAACCCAUGGAGUCAGGGUUCUAAUUGCUAAGACCAGGGGCGAUAUCUGCGUUGGGUUUGUCACGGUCGGUGUUUGUCGUCGCUCCGGGAGGUUCCGGGCACUCCAGUUUUCCCCCUUUCAGUUUUAGUUUCAUUUCAUUUAUUGGCCAGAAAAAAAAAGGACAUUCAAUACAUCGCAAUGCAUUUCUCGGCCUUAAAAAUGAGCCAACUUUCCUAAAUUCCAGUUCCAUUAGAAAUACGGCAGACGAAAUUUUCAUCGACUUCGAUCCAAGGUCAGUAUGUAAUGAAAAUUUAAUUGCAAUCGAACGAGGAUAAAAUCACCUUUAAGGUUAUUAAAGCAUAUCGGUGCAUGCUAAACGCAAGGGAAGGAGGUCGAGAAAGGGAUUUUAGGUCCGACACCUGGGAAUCCUCGCACUCGGGAAUUGGGUUUAUUGAAUUUGACAAAUGAAUUUAAAAUGAAACAGCCUUUCGUGAUUAUGAUUAUGAAUUGAACCGUUUGGAAGUCACCUAAAAAAUCACGUGGAAAUUUAGGUUUUUGGACAGAGGUCAUGAACUUGUCUUACCCAAUGCAGCGCGACUUAUAUAUUUGCUCAAUAACUUUAAGAAGGCCAAUUUCUCCAAAAACGAACGCUUUUGUGAAAAAAGAACUUAUAGUAAACCGGAACUUUUUAUCGGAUUCUUAUCUGUUUACACUGUUUAACUGACAUGGGCAUCAAAACAAGUUAAAUUACUUAAGCAAUUAGCUAUUUAUAAUUUAUUAUUGUAUGCGACAUUAAGAGAACGCAACUCGUAAUCUUUGCUGCCCUGUGGUACUCGUCGUAGGUCUGCAUUUUGGGCGCCAUUUUGAAUUACGUCAUAUGUGCAUCCUCAUCGCACUCUUUCGAUCAAGGUCAACCGGAUGAUGCAACUCACGUCGUAAGCACGGGUUUACUCGAGUUCGACAAGGGAAUGAAACUUUGAGUUUAUUUCGAAGCGGGUUUUGUCGCUGAUCCGGCGAUUAAUACAUUAUUAGGUCAAGAGAUGUAACACCGGUCAAGUCUAGGUGAAAGUUGGUAAAAAGACACAAAUAAACAUCGAGUAACAUUUGUUCAUGCCGUUUGUGGCUCUAUUGAGGAAUUUACCCGUGCUUUUGAGUCCUUCUUUAUUCCCAGUUUUUUACUUAUUUUUAUUUUUAUGAAUAAAGUACGUACGUUUCCAGAAUUUUACCCCUACAUGCCUUGGUUUAUAAUGUGAUGCUUUUGUUGUUAGUACCCUCUCGCUGAGUAAUAUCAUGAUGCUAAGUGUUGAAACACGAUGAAAUGGCGUACACGAACUGAAUAUGAAGAUGAAUAGUUCGCAUAAUCAAACCGGUUUCCCUGAAUGUGGACUUUUUAUUAGUAACAGCACGUCGUUAAACCUAUUAACAGAAUAAAUUUCUUUUUUCUCGUAGACUUUGUUUUGGUUACCAAGGAAACUACCUCGCAAAGUGCAUCUCAUAGUUUCCGUAAAUGCCACCGACCAAAACAAAGUGGUCGAGUUGACUGAGGAAAGAGGCUACUCGGCCAUCCACACUUCGCCGCUGAAGGAAGCAGAAAGAGAAGAAGUUGCUUUGGUAAGACAGAGCUGUUUUUGUCAUUUCUCGGCUUUCUAGAGUCGUGUUAACGUUGGCUUAAGGGAGGGGUAGGUGGGCAGUUUCCCAGAUACGCAUAAUGUUUCGCAUUAUACGUUCUGCAUGGCCAGCAGCUAUGCAAAUUUAUCGGAACAAAAGAAUAUUUAUACAUAAGAAAAAGGUUCACCUCCCACAGGAAUACCAACAUGGGCGCCGUUUCAUAAUUUCGGUUUUGAUGAUUCAAAACAGGCAACACUGAAGGUUCGUGGAAAAGCCUUAUCAUCAGAACAGAAGGUUAAAGUUGUAACCAAAGCGCAGACGGAAAAUCCUCUCUAUUUAAAGACGUUACUGGAGGUAAGAAAGCUGUUAUUCAUUGCGGGUUUUAUAAUGAGAGUAAAAGAUAAGAAUCAAAUUUUUAACGUAACAGGAUUCGUCUAACUAGCACCCAUUGGGAAAAGGAUACAUGUCAGGUUUCCGCCAAAUACCAUUAGAAAACGAAAAAAGGCUUUUACGUCACUGUCACAAAUUUUAAUCCAUCAACAAGUACGUGGGAAUAAACAGCAAAGCACAUACAACACAAGGUUUGCAAUCCCAUGAUUCAAUACAGAGACAGGCAUUCGAGGCGUGCUUACAACUAUAACAUUCCUAACAAAUACAGGCUAAUUUGAAAUUGCUUUCUUUGAUUUAUCGGAUUACGCAUGCAAUUCACUAUCAAAUCUUAAGAUGCGAACGUUGAUGCCCGAUAUACGUGUCAGCUGAUCACACUACAUUUAUACAUAUACAGUGUUUACUGGUAGCCAUUACGACAGCUGAAGGAAGAUUAUCAGGUUACCCUAUAUUAAGAUCUCUGCUCACAGAUAACCCACCCAGCCCCGGAAAAGUUGGGCACUCCACCGUGGUCUACGCCCUCUGCUCUUUUCGAACAGUGGUGUGGGUUCUUUUUUGUCUCACAAGAACUAGAUAAGGAAGUUCUGCGGGACAGGACCUAUGGCUUUUCGUCCUUAUCUGAGAAUUCAAGAAAGUCUAAUCGUUUGCAGAUGUCAUUACAAAGGCAGCACUUUCUUCUCAGUUAUUUAAAACCCUGAGAGUUGGUCCGACCGGGGUUUGAACUCGCGACCUCCCGCUCAGCAUACUGGCGCUCUCCCAACUUAGCUAACCGCCGCCCAAUCUCUCCUGGAGGCCUGAGCACGAAGACCAGGAGGCUCUGGGGACACAGGAUUUGAAGUCCUAGAUUUUAGGACUUCCGGUCAUUACUGAUUUUCUACAACGUUUUUAAUAGCGUUCGUUUGCUCUUGCAGAAGCGUCAAUAACUGUAAAUUUAGGUGAUUCAGAAGCUUUUAAAAGAGAAUCCUCCAACUUAGUUUUGAAUCGGAAAUGACCGGAAGUGCUAAAAUUUAGGACUUCAAAUCCUGUGUCCCCAGAGCCUCCUGGCCUCCUUCUCGUCCUCGGGCCCCCUGGAGGCUCUGGGGACGAGAUUGACCGCUGCUGGAAGGUAAGGUAGGUAACCGCCGCCGCCAUUUCCUUCAACAGUUUCAACUUAAAUGCACGUAGGUUGAGCUGGUCAAAAAACUGAUUAGCAAACCAACUAAAAUUGGGAUUGCUUUCUAGUAAAACACGAAACUAACACCAAACCAACAACCCAGUCAAUUACGGGACUUUAAAUGAAAAGACUACUGGACUUUAAAUGAAAAGAAAUAUGUGGUCUCUGAGGAAACAGCCUAACUUACGUGAUUUUGGCGAUUAUUGUGUUUUCCCUUCUUUAAUUUUUAAACUUAGUUUUCAGUGUUUAUAUGCAUGCACUUGUCACUUUCAUCCUUUACAGGAACUAUGCGGCUUUGGGGAAUUUUUUCAGCUUGAUGCCUACCUUGACAACCUUCUUGAAGCCAAAAAGUAAGACCCUGCCCCCGUCUUUUGUUCUUCUCCUUUGAUUUGGAACAGCAGUCGCCUGAGUAGCAGCCGCUUAUAGUAUGGCCGCAAGAAAGAACAGGGCUCGCGAGGGGGCAACGCGUGCUGCGUGUAUCUGUCACGCACCCAGUUCUCUCUCACACCCAUAACUUCCAAGCGCCUGCUACGCAGGCUAGAAGAGCAACUAAGCUAUUCACAUUUUAGUUUCUUUAAUAAGAAAACCGUUGUCUAUUCUCUUACAGCACAAAAGAACUGUUUCUCAAAUUUCUUCAGCGGUUGGAAGAGGAUUACAACCCCAAAGAAUACGAAGGAAAUUUGAUAAAAGAUGUAAGUACAAAGAACCCAUUUUUUCAGUUUUUAAAGUAGGUUUGUCUAGGCUUAAUUAGACUCUUUUGUUUCAGGUUAUGUGCUGCAUUUUUGUUGCUCGACAAGGUCUUUCCGAAACAGAGCUCAAGAACAUUCUCAAAAUCACAGAUCAAAUAUGGUCUGUUCUCUACUUUACGAUUGAAGAAUUCAUUUUGGAACGAUCAGGACUUUACGGGUAAAUCUAGCUUUGAUUGAUUGAUUGAUUGAUUGACUUUUUUAACAAAUAGAUUUUUUAUAAAAUAACUGAGAUAGUACGCGCGUUCGGAUUGGCUAAGAGGUGUAUUUGCAUGAGAGCGUUAAUCACGCAAGCACGAAUUUGAAAAAGGUUUUCAGUUGAAAACUCGACAAGUUUGCUCUAUUUAUCCAUUUCCUCGUCGUCUGGAUCUUGGAAACUCUUUAGAGACAUGCUGGGCCAUUUUUUUUGUUCGCGAUUAGUAAGAAUUUCUCUUUUAAUCAGUGCCAUAAACAAAGCGUUUCGCUUUUGUCUCGGAAAAGGUAUUUUAAAAAAGCAAUAGAAAACUUUUUUCCUGUGUUUGCAUAGCCUGAUAUAAACACUCGAGGGAUUUGGAGAAUUCUCGACAGUUAUGCAAACCCUCGAGUUCGUCUCUAGUUUGCAUAAAUGUAUAAAUAUCUCGAAUUCUCCCAACCCCCCUGGUGUUUAUAUCAGGCUAUGAAAACACGGCAAACGUCAGUUGUUCAUUCAGGGCCUGUUUGCUUGUUUUCGUUUUUGUUGUUUUGUUAUUUAUACAACAGUUGUAAAAGUUGAUUAAUAAUCUCACUGCAAAGCUUACGUGAUUUAUAAGCCUAAUUUCCUUGUCCCUGUCACAUUCAUUCUUCAACCCACUGAAAACUUUAUUUAGGAAGCUCAAAAGUGAAUUGAUUUGCCCGUUGGCUUGGUAAGCUCAAUACUACGUUCAUUCCCAGAAGUACAGAAGAGUUCCAUCUCCCUAUAUAAGCACUUGAAACGAAGCAUUUCAACAGUUUAAAUUAAAGCAAAACUGUCCAAAUUUCUAUCUGAAAAAUACCUUGCCUUUUAGGUUUUCGUAUGAUGAACUGUCUGCCGCAGUAAAAGAGAGAUACUGUGAGGAUGAAUCCACUAUCAAGCACUACCUCAUGCUUCUAAUAGAAUAUUUUGACGCGAUCCUGAAGGUAAAAAUCGAAAAAAAAUGAUUCUUAUGUGACGGUCUUUGUAUAUCAUAUUUUCCACAAAAAAAGGUAUAUUCAGCAGCUUUCUCUUAGAAUGGCUGUAAAGUACAAUCCUCAGCAAAAGUCCUGGGGAAAGUGAUGCAGUAUUCGUAACUUUCUGUAAUUCUGGGUACCAUCAUAAAACAGUGAAACCUUUUUGAAAAUAUCUUGCAGUUCUCUCUUCUCCCCCCUCCGCACCCUAUACAAAGUUGAAACUCGCGAAAAAAUCUGGAUGGACAUGUACACGUUCAACAUUGUUUGUGGGGUAGGGAAGGGGUUUGGUGUUGGUGAUUUCAAGUAAUUCUCACAAAUGAAAAGGUGUCCCAAGACUUUUUCCCAUAACUGUAAUUCGUUUGUUUUGUUUGUUUGUUUGUUUGUUUUUUUCAUGUUGCGGCUAGAACUACAGCCUUUGGUCAGCAGGGAAAAAAAACCAUACACGCUGGAGAAUCAGGUCGUCAGCAUAAUUAUUUCGAAACGAAUACUAAUAUAUGGAUCUGCGGGUUUUCUUAUAGGAGAGAAGUGCAGAGUACUACACAGAAAUACCUGAUCGAGUGAAAAUGGAGUUACCUUGGCUUUUGGUCAAAGCUGAGGAAAAGGAACGACUUAUCAAGUGUCUCACAACUGCUUCAAUAUUCUGGUCAUUGAACAGGUUUGAAUUUACCUUCGUUCUUUGCUUUGUAGUAUUGCAUAUAUCUCUUUCAUUCACCCUUCAAGGAAUGUUGGGAAAUGAUUGAUGGAGAGCUUUGGUUUACCGAUAUGAUUGACUAAUUUUUGUUAUCGUCGUCGGAGAAAUAAGGGACGGAUCCAGUAAAGGAAGUAUGACCACGACAGCAAUAGAUGAUAAAUAAAUAAAUGAAGCCUUCCGGCGCCCCAUGUAAUGGAAUCCAAGGCAGUCUUGGAUUCCAGGAUUCCAGGUACUAGAUGCCUUAAUUCUCCGUCAAUGUAACUAAGAUUCCGGAUUCCAGUCGUCAGUGGGAUUUUGGAUUCUUUAAACAGUAUUCCGGAUUCCAAACCCCAGGAUUCUGGAUUCCGCAAGCAAAAAUUUCCCUGAUUCCCUUUACAUGGGGCGAAAAGCAAAACACUUUCGUUCUUCAGCAAGUAAGUACAUGCCAGCUCAUUUUCUCAUUAGCAUACGGGCAAAUGCAUGUUUAAAACUAAGUUGGGUGCUAGAAACUUACCAAAGAGGCCUUAUCUGGGAAAAAGACCAAAGCAACAACGUUGCCAAAAAACAACAACAACAACAACUUUUGUAAUCAAUGUAGGGUACCAAAUAAUGUUAUUUUCCGGCGAUGUUUUUGCCUUGUUCUUUUUCCUAAAUAAGGCCGAUUUGGCAGGUUUCUAGCACCCAUCUCAGCUUUUAAGCGUGCACUUGUCCCUAUGUUAUUUUUUGACGUUAAGCGGUGCUUAAAUGGCGCUCUAGAUAGGCCUUAUUUUUUCCUUUUGUCUAAUUUAACGUUUUAAAAAGAAAAAAUACUAAAGUCAAAGAACAUUAAAAAUUAAAUUCAGGACGUAUUGCGUUGGAAUUUAUUACUAAUUUCAUUUCUUUAUUUCUGUAUUUUCAUUUUUGUAUUUGCCCUUCAGUGCUGAGAGCAAGUACGACUUGAUAAACUACUGGAAUUCUACUGGCUUAACUGGGAAGGACAUAAAUGAUUUGUACAAGACGUCAGUUGACGACCAACUCGCCGUGCUAUAUGUUAAAGAGCAAGAGAAAUUCGGAGAACCAACCAACGCCCUAAAAGUGGUAAUAGAUCUUUUUUUAUUUCCUGAAGUUCAAUCUCAUCUCAAGUGUAAUCAUAAUGAAUCUUUUUCGUUUCUUCGAAGACUAUUCUUUAGCUCUUUUCUUAAUUAGGGCUUUCACCUUUCUGGACGGCUCAGCAAAAUUGUUUCGAAGGACCGGUCAGUUAAACGAAAUCCACUUCAGAUCACGUUAGUGGGCGUCCAAAUUUGUUUGCCUGGUGUUUUCUUAAGAAUAUCAAUGAUUCUAGUCUGGGCUUUAAGGUUUCUUGAGGCUAUUCACAACCGGUAAUGUUUAGAUGAGAGCGUUGGGCAAAUUUUAAAUGGCAUAGAACAUGGUUUUGUUAAACAGUGUUUUAAUAAGCGGCAAUAAACGCCUAACGGUUAAUUUGCCACAUGCUUUUUUACCACGUGACAAAAGACAGGAAAUAACAUCAUUUUUACAACUACCAGAAUUUCAGUUUGUUGGAUUAGGACUAUUGUUCUUUAAUCCUCAGCGGGAUUGACAAAUUUCAAUAACAAAGCAAAAACGAAAUGAAUUCUGGUAGUUGUAGUCAAAUGUCGUCAUCGUGAAAAUGGCCUAUUGCGGAACACAAAUCGUAACCAGUCACCUCAUCGCUUGUAAAGUGUCGAUGUCACAGUAAUUUAGGUAUCCCCAUGUUUUGGGUACCACCUCUCCCCGUGAUCAUUAGUGAUAUCAGUAGCCCCUUGUCAUAUUACGUUAGUGUUUUGGGAUAGUUAGAUUGCAAAUGAUUUGGGUAUCCCGCUUGACAAAGCGGUUUAUUUUCCCUGUAAGAAAGCCUGGAGCUCAGGCAUUAUCCUAUAUUUAAGUAAGGUCAUUUUCUCCUCACAAAGGUGAGCUCAGUCCUCUUGUUGUUCCCUACAUCUCUCCUUAGUUGUGUACUAGUUCAUCUAGCUGCCGCGGGGUGAGUCUCCCAUAGCUAAUUACUAGUGUAGGCAGUGUUUGAAGAUGGCCCCAGAGGAAAUAUACUACAAUGUUAUUUUGAAAUUUUGCAGCUUUUCCCUUUUGUUUAUGGUAUAUCCCAGUUUCAGUCAGAUGCUGGAAAUAUGACAGAAGUAGAACCAUUCCUUCAGAGAGCCAUAGACGUACUUGUGAGUGAAAAAUUAAACAACGAGCAGAGAUCCAUCUUGUUGGGUCCGAUUUUUACUUACUUUGUGUAUCAGUCCAGUUUUUACCUUUGUAUUUUCAGUCAAUAGAACUUGUUACGUCAAUUCUUUUUUCUAAACUCAUUAAUAAUUCAGAAAAAAAGGAAACAAAUGACGCUGGUUUUGAUAUCGGAUCUUUAAAUUACCAUAAAAUUUUGCGAACUUUAUCUAUGCAUUUCUCCAAGAAUUCUUGUUCAUUUGAGAAGCUAUUUCAAAAACUACGCUCAGUGUUUCAUCCGAUAUCCUGUCUCCUCGAAAUCGGUCUAAAAAAGUCGGCUGCGCCUCGUUUUUCAACCUACUUCUAUGUGUCUGGAUAUCGGAUGAAACACUGCGUGUCGCUUUUGGUAUAUUGCAUCUAGUGGCGUAUUGCGUUCUAAUGAUGCUGGUUAUGAGCCAGGCAGGAUAUCCUGCCCGUUUUUAAAAUGUGCGCCAGAUUUGACUUAGGCUGCGAAAACAGCGGUUUCUCCUCGCUCUUCACCGCUGAGGACGUUUAGCUACGAAUUACGUCUGCGACUCAGCGACAGAAAUUCCGUACUGAUGACGUAAAAUCUGUCCGGAAUCCAGUCAGAAGCGCUAAUUGGUCGAUGGACUAGUUACAUUGUUUUAGCUAUUGUUUACUAAUGACAGACAAGGCCAUCCCAAUAAAAUGUUUCGUUUCUCAUCGCCCGACCGACCCAUUUUUUUCGAAAAGUAAAAAAAAAACAGAUUCACCAGUCAACGAAGCGAGUAUUUUAAUUUACAAGCACACGAUCUUGUUUUAUUAACAGCAAUUGGUAUAUAUGAUGUGAUGUCCUUGUCUUCAAUUAACAUCGAUACUACGUUUUUUAAAGGCUGUUUAGACAUUUGGUAGUCGAAAAGACCACGUUUUAGAGUUGACUUUGUAAACCAGGCUUUCUUACUUAGCAGCCCAGCCUUUCCUGGAACCCAGACCCCUUCAAGUGUUCAUUCUUUUUUUUUUGCCCGACCGACCGACCCACCAUUACAAGAGACGGGGCGAUGGAAAACGAAACAUUUUAUUGGGAUGGCCCAAAAGACAAAAGGCCACGAAGGUCAACUGUAAACGCGAUGAAUCUCUAACAAAACAGUCAAAAUUGGUGGAAUAUAUUGUUCUCUAGAAGAAGCAUUUGAGUUUUGCUGGUAAAAUCGAUCAGGGGAAACGUAAAAUUGAACAAAUUUGGAUGUGGAACCCCAUGACUACCAGAUGUAUUAUGUAAAUAUUGAUUUACUUCAUCACCAUGGAAUUUCUGUCGCUGAGUCGCAGACGUUCCUCCGCGCGAAACGUCCCUUGCGGAGAAAAGGGAGGAGAAACGGCUGUUUUCGUAGGCUAAAUUUGACUGAUAGUAUUGAAAAUAAGUUAUAAACGAGAAAAACAUAAUUAUUUCUAUCUCGUUUUGUAGAAGACAGCCCAUUCAGAAGAAGAAAUCCAUUCUAAUUCUGUAGUAGCUGAACAGUACUGCAAUAUGGUGAAUUCACUGGCAUGUUUGUUUGUGGAUACAGAGCAGUUUGAUAAGGCCGAGCCACUCCACUUGGAGGUCCUUGAGCUAAGAGAAAAGUAAGUUUUUCUCUCUUUUUGCUGGUGAAGGUGGUUAUCAUUAAUCAAUCCGCAUGCGUUAACAUGAUCGUAGUACUCACACCCGCAGAGAACUUUCUUAAAAUUGGUUGCCUUCGAGCAAGAGAUUACAUUUAGGUUAAAUCUUCAUAGUUUACCCAUAAAGUACUGGACAAUCUGGCACCUUCAGCCACUCAUAACCAAUGAAAGCGCUAUAGAAAUAAUAAAUAAUUAAUUAUCGUUAAUUAUAAUUUAAGUCUUGGAAUUUUUAGGGCUGCAGAAACCCCGCAGUACACGCUAAGUGAUAACCUGAAUUCGAGUGAACAAGCCAGGGAAAAUCUUGAUGAACAUUUACCAAACAUCUUCUGCCCUUCGUCUUUACGUAAAGAUCUGUGAAUCAUUUUGAACUGAUGACAAUUUUUCCAAGCUUUUUUCGUUGCUUGUUUAUACCAGGAACUUGCGGGUAUUGGCGGCUAUUAGUCUUUAAGCGGAAAGUAAUCUAAACUUUGAAAAAAAGAGAACUAUCCCAAUACCACUAGGUCACACGACACUCGCUUUUUAAAUGAACCAAAUUCUCGUUGUUCCUAUGCAUUUAAUCAGAUUCGCUGACACGUGGAUCAAUGGUUGGUCGAGUGUUGCUUCUUCAUUGAACGGUCUUGGAGUGUUGUAUUACAGGACAAACAGGUUUGAAGAGGUUCGAGACUCAGUUUUCGUUUUUUAACUACCAUUAAUACUUUUUGUGACGGCUUCCAUUGACUGACUGUAAACUGCCAUUAAUGUUAUGGUUUCGAAACACGACGUUGCCAAACUAGCGUAGGUUCUUUGCAAUACGGCUUUUUUUUCUACAUUAGGAACGAAAACACAGUUUCAGAGAUGCCAACCUCUAGAGACCUAAAAUCUUUUUUCACUACCCCCCCGGAAUUUCAACGAACCCCCCCCCCCUCCCGAAAAAUUGACCUAAGGCCCCAAUGGGAAUGAUUUAGAACAUUAUAUGACGUCUUACAUGAUGUUCAUACUAUCAAAAUUCGAAAUCAUCGUUUUGAUGCUAGAAAUAAUCUUUGUCAAUGACUAAAUACGUGCAAAACUGAAUGCCCCAGAAACCGUACUGCGAAUAAGAAAAAUUCAAGUUUUGAGCUAAAAAUGAGCUAAAUCUCAAACUAAGUCUGUUUUAUUUUUUACUAAGUAUUCAAUAUUUAUAGUGGACGUACAAAGCGGGAGAUUAAUGUACCAAAGCGGGAGAGCGGGAGACGGGGCAAAAAAGCGCAAGUCUCCCGCCAAAGGCGGGAGAGUUGGCAUCACUGCAGUUUGAAGCACAACUCACAUAAACUAAUGUGAUGCAGUGAUUCUACGUUUAACUUAUCAGUUAAUAAAGUAGAUUAGAUGUAAGCUGAGCUCCUUUUUUAGUUUCCUAUUUCUGAUUCGCGUCGCAGAUUGUUGUUUGUUCUUUUAUUAAGUAAUUUACUGGCACCUUAAUUACGACUUAUUGUUACCUAUCUUUCUGCGAGAAUGUGGUCAAAAGUUUAUUGAAAUGUUGAUUCGGGUGCUCUUUCUUAGGCGUUAACCUACUACAACAGAUGUCUAGAACUUCACCGAAAAACUCUGCCAGCGACACACAGUUUAAUUCCAGACACACUUAACAACAUUGGUGCUUUAUAUAAAUCCAUGGCGCGCUGGGAAGAUUCCGCUAAAGUGCUCGAGGAAGCAUUACAGGUUCCUUUCGUUAAUAUCGUUAACUAAAUUAAGGCGGAAUAGCCUGUUCAUUCAAAAUUUUUAGAAUGAAAUGGUUAUGAAGCUCAUUAGACUUCUUUGUUAUAUUUUCUUGUGGACUUGACGGUGCACAACGUUCCAAUAGCAUUCCUAUCAUUUUUAUUAUAUGUGCACUGUCAGGAGCUUCCAACAUGAACGGCAGCAACAUUGUUUUCUCUUUUCCUUUUGCCAACUUUUCAUAAACACUCUCCUUUACUAACUAUCAAUUAAAGACUGAAUAAGUCAAAAAGAGAUGAACCUAACACAUUACAAUAUUAACCAUACUAAACUGGUAAAUCUCCUGACGUUUUAAAGAAAAAAAUGGUAUACAUUAGUUUUUGAGUACCUUUUACAGGAAAGACUACGUAUUGCAUAUGAAACAAAAAAAUGGAAUUGACUGUGUCUGUCCGUGUUUCAACCAACUUAUUUGAAGACCAGUAGCGAAGCCAAGUUGAAAGUAGUUCAAUUGUUUGAUUGGCUCACUAGACAGAGUGUUGGGUCCGGUUAUCAAAAAGAGCAGAGUUCGAGUUAACAGUUUCUUUUCAUCAAGUUCUUUUAAAGUAAAUAACAUGCAGACACUGCCCAGAUCAUCGCCAUUAUCACAUUUUUUGGGCAGUUCAAAACACGCUUUAUUUAUUUAUUUAUUUAUUCAUAUUAAAAAUCAUAGCUGUACGAGGAUGCUUACUUUGGUCAACUUCCCCCCGACGUUGGUGGAACUUUCCUGAACCUUGGAAUGGUUUACUUCAGGCUCUAUGACGCCAGCAAAGCAGAACCGUUGUAUCUAAAGUAAGUGUUAAAGGACUAAACUGGGCUUUCAUUGCGACGCUUUUAAAUGACAUGCGACCUCUCAAGUCAUAAAUUUAACCAACCUUCACGUUUUUCGCAAGGGAAGCAAAGACGUCUUCAGCCUUUUCGAAAGUUCGCGACUGUAGGUUGGAAUUCAACUUUGUUUGUCUUGUUUCAGUGCAGUUGUGAUUGAAGGAAGCGAAAAAAGUAGUCGUUAGUGACAUUGUUUUACUUUAAAGGUUGCAUGUCAUUGAAAAGCGCGGUAAUGGCUUAUUUCUCACUAAAUACUGGUUAUUUUUCAAAUUAAGACGAAUUAUCCGAUUGACUCCGAUUAUUAGCGGAGACUUCAUUGCUAUAGAAAUCAAGUGGAAACCCAUCAAUGAGAGAAAUUCGGUUAUGACGUCAUCGUACGCCUGUCCGCCCAUUCAGACUGUCAGGGAGAACUUGAGAGACGGCAAGGAAGGGGACGGGGGAAUCCAAGUCAUGCAGCUUGCGUUUUUCCUGGCGAAAAAUGAACCAGCUUACGUAGAGGUAGCCAAUGGAGUUGUUCCAGUAAAAAAAUCUUGAAGUUUCUGUUUUUUUACUUGUGACAAAAAAAACUUAGAAAGAUAUAUUAUUUAUUAUUACCGACAACUGAAUAGUUGUUUAAUUUUAAGUUUUAAACUUUUGUGUUCUUUGUAUGCUGCCACAAUAUAUAAAUACGGCUGAGUAUGAAACACGGCUGUCAUCAAGCCGAGUGGUUAAGCUACGUUCAAACGGAGGCAACAACUCCUAAUGUACCUCGCAAUGUUAUUGGUCGUCUGUCAUGCAGUUAAGCCGUGAUGUUAUUGGCUACGAAGACUCGAAAUCAGUAAUUGGUGGGUUUCGAUCCGUCUAUUGUCACAGUUAAACGUUCGUCUAUUGUUUGUCAAAUUGUCAGUUCUCCAGUCGCUCUCUCGUAGUUAGUUUUGCUUGAUCUCGUCAAUAAGUCGUUUGUGCGGCGGUGGUAACUGCUGUCUACGAUUCAGUGGCGUUUUUUCUAAGUUAGUAAACCAGCUUUCUAAAGUAAGAAGUUGAUAGUAGUCUGUAGAAUACCGUAAAAUUCCGAAAAUAAGCCCCUCCAUGUAUAAGCCCCUCCAAAUAUAAGCCCCCCAAACCGGUUAGGCAAAAAACCCUCCGUUAAAUCGCCCCUCCAAAUAUGAGCCCCCCCGGGGGCUUGUACUUGAAAAAUUGCCCUCCAACACAAAGUAAAACAAAGCAAAAACGGUAAAUUUACUUCCAACUAUAAGGCUAGCUCAAUCGAUUUUGAAACGCAAAUUUCCCUCCGUAGAUAAGCCUCUCCGAAUAUAAACCCCUCCAAAAAUAAGCCCCUCAAAAAAGGCCCUUGAAAAAUAUAAGCCCCGGGGCUUAUUUUCGGAAUUUUACUGUACGUUAUACAUGUCGCAGAGUCCCGGUCAAUUUGAUGUUUCGUCUGUAAAGGGUGCUCAGCAAUGUGAUUGUUGACACCAGUUCUCGUCGCUCGUUUGUGUUCGGUCAGUCGCGUGCUUACGUUUCUGCCGGUUUCACCAAUGUAAGAAGCCUGGCAGUCGCAGCAUUAUUAUUAUUAUUAUUAUUAUUAUUAUUAUUAUUAUUGUUAUUAUUAAUAUUAUUAUUAUCAUUAUGAAUUAUUUUUAGAUAGUUUUAUUUUUGUAUUAACUUUUUUAUGCUUUUUAUAAUUGUUAUUAGUAGUUUUUAGAUAGUCAUUUAACGACAAUUCUCUUUCGUACACAAGAAGAAUGUACAUAGGGUAUAUAUUUUAAUAUUCGUAUUCUUGAAUCUGUAAAAAGUCUAUUUUUUUAAUCUAUGAAUAAAGUUAUUUUUGUAUUAUUUAAAAAAAUUAUUAUUAUUAUUAUUAUUAUUAUUAUUAUCAUCAAGAUUAUUUUGUUGUUCAAAGCUGGUUCGAUGGUUUGCUUAUUUAUUUGUGUUUAAGGAAAGCGUCGCAUAAACGAUUCAUAGAUGGCUAAUAAGUUUUGGAAAGUUCGUACAGGCUUUUUCAGAAAAGUACAUUUCUGAGCUCAUUUACUGCCUUUCAGGAGCUGAUCUCAGGUUAUUCUGUCUGUUUUGACUUUUUUACGAUGUGGGACGUAAUUAUUUCCUCUCACUUAAGCAACGUGCAAACGGAUGCAAUAUUGUUGAGCCAACAAUGUUGGGAGUUGUUGGCAAUGGAAGUGCAAGCGGAUGUAACAAUGUUGGCGCCUGGAGUGUAUUGUGAAGAGGAUACCACCCAUAAGACUUUGGAGACCACGUUUAAUGGGCGUGCGUGGCUCCAACAAUGUUGGAAGAGCUGUGAAAAUGGGUCCAACAUUGUUGCGCUACGCUUGGGCGAUCACAGAACAAAAGAAAAGUUGGGAUUUGUUGGGUCAAAACUUUGAUUGGUUUUAAGCUUUGCGCAACACCAUGCAACAGGGAGUGCAAACGGACGCAACAUGUAACAUCCAGCAAUGUUGAGAGUUGUUGGCCAACAAUGUUGCGUCCGUUUGCACGCGUGUUUUCACGACUUGCGCGAUGUAUGGGCUCCUGUUAUCAGGUUAAAAUACACAUGCUUAAGCUUACAACCAUUUUUACUGGUUACUAAUAAUAAAAAAAAGUUCUAAAGAAUUCUCAAUUGCCGUGUCACUCGUAAGAAGAAAACUUAAAGCGAAAGCUUCACAAGGAUUUUUGAAACAGUUUAGUCACACUAAAAAAAACUCCCUUCUAUUGAAUAAAAGUGAACUGUUUUACAUGUUCUAUUAAAUUGUCAAGAGUUUUGCAGUGCGUUUUUUCCGUGAUUCGCCCUGAAUGCCGCUUGAAUAAACUUCGAUGCGUUUGUUUUCGCUUUCUCUAUCCUCGCCGAAAAAAUUAUCUAAAUGUAAAAGAGUUCUCGUUUUCUUCGAGCUUGAGCUCGCCUUUUUUUUUUAGAAAAAAAAUAUAUAUAAAUAAUUUAUUGUAACGUUUAUAAUUUGUAGUUUUUGUCUUAGAAUUUUUGCUCGAUGGGCGAGAUUUUUCAUUUCAGGUGUGUUUGUGGGAUGUCUUUUUUUUUUUUAAAUCAUUCAACCCAAAGUGGAAGGCUCCUAAAGAUAAGUAGGGAUUUGAAGAUUUCUUUUUAAUAGCUGAGAGUUUAAAAUAGUAAUGAAGGUGAUAGGCUAGGAUUGCAUCUCAGAAGGCGACCGUCUAGUUGUACCAAAUGUACUAUGCAGCUUUUUUCAAUCAUACACUCCCGCGAGUAAACGUUACAAACCUGAAGUUUGGAAUCACACUUGUUCACAGCUGCCUACCAAGUCACUGAGUUAACUUUUUCAGUGAACUGAUUCUCACUUCAUGUGUACUAAUUAGGUGUCAUUUUCAUAUACUAUAGGGCAUUAGACAUUCGCACUAAAGCAUAUGGCCCGGACCACCUUGAUGUUGGGCAGACGUUGCUGACUUACUCCGCCUUUUUGCUCUCAGUCGAUGCUUCGAAAUCAGCCGACGCCGCCAUAAAAGCGGUAGAGAUUUUCGAGGUAUACAACAACUUAACUAGCAAUUACAAUAUCAAAGUUUGAAAUAAUGAAUCACGAGUAGUCCCCAUUUUCCUCAGGGAAGUUUGAAAUAGCGCGCGUGAAAAACGCGAGAAAAGGCGACAUUUUUCACGCGCGCUCGCGUUUUUCUCGCUCUACUAUCCCUGAGGAAAAAUGGGGGACGACUCGUAGUCUACUUCUGUACACACAUUCCACUCAAUUCAUUAUUUAUCUUUUUAUUCAUUUAUGUACUUAUUUUUUUCAUGUCUUCACUUUUUCCUUAUUCAAGAAAUCACUGGGGCCAGAAAACAUUAACACGUUGAACGCUCAAGAGAAUGUCGCGUUGGCUUUUGCUAAGGAUGGAAAAUUUGAUAAGGCACAUCCGUACUUUAAAAAAUCAGGUACUAACAUUUAUAUAUUGACUCUUUUAAUUUACGUAUACUCGUUAUAUUAGUGUUUGUGAUAUUCAGUGGCUUGUAAACGUGGCAAAAGAUUUUUAAGUUAAGGAGUGUCACUCAGAAGUAGUUUGAAGACUGUGAUUGCAGUUUGAAUCUCUUGUAAAUCGAUUAGAAUCACUAGAUCAAGAUGAAUUAACAACAACACUUGACGAUUCUUAGUUCGCCUUGUACCCAAACUACAUAGUCAUCGUAUCUAUAACAUAACGCUGCUUGCAAGUGAGACGAAGAAAGUGUUUCAUAUUAAUUUUGACACUCAUUUUUCAACUCUGUAAGGAAUCAUUCGACAUCAAAGGGGCCAGAUGAAUUCUUCCAUUCCAAUAUUGAACGCUGCCAUGGCCGAUUAUUAUCUCAACAACGAACGCAAUGAGGAGGCGAGACAGCUAUUUGAGAGAUUGGUAAGUGUUCAUUUCUCGUUGAUUUUAAUAUAAUGUUAUCAAAGAAAGGAUAAAUCACAUUUUCAGAAAAUUAACGGAAGAUAAACUUACCAUGCGAGUUACUAGCCUGUCCCAGUCUACCAGGUAGUUGGUGUCUGCGAAAUUAUGUAAUAAAAGAGCGGGAACACUGAAAAUAAAACGGGACCAGAUCUGACGCGCUCAUUUUUUCGCGUGCCUUUCACUUACGCUUCAUUCCCACUAUUGAGAGCCUGGAACAGGCUAGCAAGUAACAUUCUCACCAACUUUCACUGCAGAUAAAAAAACUAACAGAAGUGGCUCUAAAACGAAUGAAAAGCACGAUCUCUCGUUAUCUUAAGAAACAUUACUAUUUCUGUUAUACUGAGUAAUGUAUUGAAAUGCAAUGAAUCAUUUGCAUUUUAAAAGUGUUCUUUCAGAUCAACGCCUUUCAAGGUGAUUUUUCAAUUAAUUCUGAUUUGCUUUAUCGCUUUUUCCAGGUUGGGACUGAUUUUGCGACGGAUAGAGACUUUGCCGCCCUCGACUUCUUGGAUCAUGAACUUCUGGGAGAUGGCAAACCUGAAAGGCCCUACAAUGAAACAGUAGAUUUUGGCUUAGAAAAGUUUGUACUUCAAUUUUUAGGGCUCCAAAUUAGUCCUGAAAAAAAUCAUUCUGCAAAAUGAAAGCAUAUGCUAUAGAGUAGAGUAACAAGGAAUCAGCUGGGAUGUGUUGGGUGCGUGUCACCUAAAACACUCGUCAGUUAUUGUUGAAACACUUGUCACGGUGUGCUCUCGAUCCCCAGUAUUGAUUCACUUAUUACCUAUUUGCAACAAAAAAUGUUAGUCGCAGCACUGGUGAAGGAGAAAAGGAUUACACACAGACCAAAUUUAGAUACGUCGGUUGAGAAGGUGUGACAUGAAAAAAAUGCCGGCCACUGCUUCUACGAAAUUUGACGGCUAUUGUUAUAGUUACUGUAGAAAACAUUUCCUUAAUUCGCUGUACUGAAACGCUGGGAGAAAAUUUUCUUGGGCGAAUUCAAAAGGCUAAAUUUUUCUAACAAACGUCUUGUCGAGGUGACAGAUCCAUAAUACAGAUUUAUAUUCAUAUCUAGUUCUUAUUUUAUUAGCGGUGCUCUCGCGCGCGCGAAGCGCGCGCGCAGCGGAGCACCAUGGGUAACAAAAUUUGGUAAACUAUCCAUCCCAGAAAAUUUGGUUAUGACGUAGAGUACGCCCACCCGUACACACACUUCAUUUAAGCCGAUGUCAAAUGUCACAAUAGAUCUUGCACAACUUGACUAGCCUUUCAGUUAUGUAAGCCAUCCGUAUGAGUACGAUUAGAUUGACAGCUGUCAAAAUCAGACAUCCGCUGACAAUUAUCACAUGACCAUCUCGCGGGCUCAGAUGAAAGACGAGUCGUUUUGCCCUACAUAUAAGCUGAUAUAAUAUGUCACACUAACCAAUUCAACAUAAAAACGAAACUACGCCGGGCAAGGCUGUAAGUUGGCUGACAGUCGUUUAAAGUUAUAUCGGUAAGCAAAGUUAAGGUCAAUUGACAGCUGUCAAAAUGGGACAUGUGCAGACCACUAUCAGAAAACUAAUAACGUGGGCUCAGGUUCGCUGAGGUACACGAUCUGGCCUUUUCCACUACAAGCCGGACGGAUAUGCCUUACUCACACUCGUAGUCCGUUAAUUCGAAUAUUCACCAUUCUAAUGAAGGCUAAUUGACAGCUGUCAAACUAGAGUAUACGCUGACCAUCAUCACCUGAGUGUAUCGCGAGCUCAUUUUUCUAUCCAUUGAGUUCACGUAGUGUUUAAAGUUUUGCGCUGAUAUUUUAUUUGAUCACGCGCUCAAUUCGAAACCCCAUAGCUUAGGAAAUCUAUCCAUCCUAGAAAAUUCGGCAAUCACGUGACCUUACACCGACCACCCGACCUUCCGUCGGUCCGCACCACAGGCAUCCCAAUGUUUAAUCUCACACUUUCUAGCUAAUUUGGGAGCCUGCAACCUGAUAUUGUACAUCCAUGUUUUGAUUAAUUGACAGCUGUCAAAAUAGUGUUUCUGCUGACCAGUAUCGCCUGACCGUAUCGCGGGCUCAGGUAUCGACCCACUGAGUUCGAGUGUUUUUUGAAGGUAUCCGCUGACAAGUUGCUACUUUUCAAAUGAUCGCAGGCUCAAGUUCAAUUUUUUUAAAAUGCAUAUGAAAUAAGUCGUGUUUAUGAGCCGCAUUUUUAAAAUUUUGAUUUCGAACUGACUUCGGCCGCCAAAAUUCAACCCGCUUUUACAUGCAGGCUAGGCAAUCGCUUUUGACUUUUCUCACUGUCACGCGUUGAUCACGUUCUGCGUCCAACUUUUAUGUUCUCAUUGGUCAAAAUUUGACAGGUGAGUUCAUGCGGAAAAUUCAUACAGCGUCUGGAAACUUGUUUACUGAUAGCUGGAGCUGACAGAGUUUUGUAUCAUCUUGUGAUGUUUUAAACUGUCUUUUUCUACCUGGUGUGCAAAAUGAAAUACAGCUGCUAUCAAGAUUGUUCUGUAAUUCAUGGCUGGUCUGUUUAUUGCGCUUUAUGUUGACAAAUGCACCGGUUGUCAAUAAAGUCAUUGGAAAUCCGAUUUCGGAUGGCAUCGUUUUCAAGAAUGAGCUUAGCUAGCCACUUGCCCUUGCUUGAGGCGUAAGAGGGUUGAAAAGUCUCCAGCGAUUCUGGAACACUUGAUGACCUUCAAAAGCAGCGUCUCGACUGGUAAGCCUGAGCAAUUAUUGUCUUUGAUGUGUUUUUUUUUUCGGUUUCCUGAAGUCGAGCGUAUGGUUUAUACGGCUUAAGUUUAUACACGAGCAAUGAUCUAACCUACAAUAGUAACAGGUUUAAAAAGCCUUUAGACGUUUUUUGACCGCAAUUUCAAAGAAAAGGUGCCGAAGAUUAUUUAGUUAUGAUUUUGGCUAUAAACAGAAAGCUCUGAGCGAUUUUCUUGCUUUGAGUUCAUCUUGAAAAAGAGCAAACACCGGGAAGCCGCGGCUUAAAACAUAAACAAGUUUAUGCUUACCUGACUCAUGAUUUUCAGAGACACUUUACUCUCAAUACUUCUCUUCGUGAAUGAAAAUUAUUGUCUCUGUACAUGUUUCACCGAAUUAUAUUUAUUUUAUUGAUUGUUAGUAGUCCCUUCCGCAAUUUUUUUCGCUGCACCGGUUGUUUCCAGUCGAACAUAAACAUCGCAUGCAGGGAUACUCAAAACGCCGCGCGUAAAUAUAACUCGCUUUUAAAGAUUACACAUAACAAAACCAUACACAGUUUAAUAAAUAAAGGGAAAUAAAACCUAAACAUAAACAAUUUCUCUAUCAUGUUAAAGCGUAAAUGGUAACUCAAUUAAUCGCACUGCAAAUUUGCGUGUCAAAAGUGAGAACCCGUCCGGCUGGCCGAAAAGGUGAUUUUGGGAAUAUUUUUUAUCGUUUUCACUAAAAGCCCAUAAUUAUUACCCUGCAUAUCACAUAGGACCAGAUGUUUGUAACGGAAAAGUCCCGCAUUAUGGAAUUCUUCACAUGAAAACGUCUUAUAAUUCAAUGCUAUAAUUUGUUGUGCAAAAAGGAAGCGCGUGCUAUUGAAUGAGUGCAAGUUGUCUUGCAAAAUUGUGAAAAACUGCAGAAUUAUAGGGCAAAAAAAGAAAAAAUUCUGUCCGAGGUCUGUAUGAUAAAAAAAGGACCUCAUAGUACUAUUUACCUGAGACGUGUUGAGAAAACAGCUAAUGCAAAUACAAUACACGAAUAGGUCUAUUUGUUUUCCAGGCCUAAUCUACUGUGAUCGAACAUAAUUGCUAUUUUUGGGUGUACAAAUAAGACUAUUAACUCGAUGUAAAAUUUGUUUCACUCUUGGACUGUUAAAUUAUUUUUCUCUAAAAUCACUUAGCCUUAAUUUGCCUCAAAAGUCACAUGAAUGUGCCCUAUCUGUGGAUUACAAGUUUAUUGUUUGAUUUAAAUUAUGAAUUUAUUAACGGAAGCUUCGCUUUUAGCCCUGGCUAAAUCUAUAUAUUAUAAUAGCUUACUUACUGUGAAUUAAGGCACAAACUCGUCAACACUUCAAGAAUACGCCAUUUUACAGUUAUGGAUGGAAGCGAGGCUGGAGGUGACCUUUUGAUACAAACCUUUCUACGGUCUUGUAUUUUUUAUUAACGUCUCUUCUACAAAAUCCAUAUGCUGACAAUAAUAAUUUUUAUAGCGGAGCUCUCGCCGGAGCACCAUGGGUAAGAAAAUAAAGUAAUCUACCCAUCCGAGAAAAUUUGGUUAUCACGUGAUCGUACACCGCCCGCCCGAGAGAAGGUCCGUCCGCACCACAGGUAUACCAGUGUAAAAUAACUCAAUCAACAGGUAUGGCAACCCAAAUGCAACUCGAGGUUAUUUUGGCGCGAAAUCGCAUAACCACCGGCGUGUUGUAAAGCAGACACAACAAAAGAGUCAAUAAAGAUGAAAACGGAAGGCGGAAAUUAUUUCUGUAUCCGUGUUGUCUAAAGUAUAAGCUUAGAUAAAUUGUCAUGUCCACAAAUUUGGAAUAUAGAGCAAGAGAAAGACAGAGAAAAAGAGAAAGUGGGUGGCAGGCCAGCGAAGCUCAACGACGACAGGGAUUUAGAACGAGAGAUAAAAAACCGAUGGAGACAAUUUUUUUGGUUGGAAGAACAACAUGAAAAUGUUGUGGCGGCGGUGACAAAAUGAGAAAUGCUAGCGGCCACCAAUGCAAGGUGAAAAUGAGCGGCAGUGAAAAAAGUGAACGGGAACACGUACGACAUUUCCUCCAUAAAACGUGUAACUAUGAAGUUUCUGGAAGUUUCACGAUGUAGGCGUGCAAAACAACGGCAAAGAAAUGUACAAAAAGUGUGCUGAACAAUUAGUGUACGGCACGUGCAAAGUUGCUUUUGCUAAUUAGACCUAGUGUUGUUUUUCACCGUUUUCCGGCGUUGCAUGCGUUCGCCGCUUAGCAUUACACAAUUUUAUAUUUUGUUUGAACAUACUUUAAAAAAAAUAUUAUCGAGCGCUUCGCUUUUAGCCCUGGCUAAAUCUAUAUAUUAUAGUUAAGGCGAAAAAGGGUAAAACGUGAGCCACUCUACAGUUCUGGCCGUUUUUUCUUUGUUUUGGCCUCGGUUGGCUGAUCAUCGUUUAAAAUUUGGCGCUCGUCGGAGUGCGCUUUAAGUUCCCGGAUAUGUCGCGUGAUUCUGGGCGAUGUUAUGUAAAUCAAGAUGAUGUUCUUAUGCUAACUACUAUUUUCAAGGACAAUUUCCAUGACAAAGCAAAACAGGUUUGUAUCAAAACAAGGUCAAUCUGAGCCUCACAUUCACUCGAAGGCUAGGGUACUAAGCCCACAACUGUAAAAAGGUCUAUCACAAACCUCAGUUUCAUUGUGUGGUGUAUUCAAUGCAGUGAAAUGAGGGGACGGUCUAUUGGUUGGCUGUUGUCUUUUACUCGAGUUAAUACCUCGGACAGCUGUUCAUCCUCUCUAGUCUUAAGACAACUACAAGUACUUGAAGACAUUAAUUUUACACUGCCAUGAAGAUAAUAUAUGCAAUAGAGAGAGACACUUGCGUUUAAAACUUCAGUUGCUCAGAACCACAAUUUUUUCUGCCGGCCUGUUUAAUCGGUGAAAAAUUGAUGCAAGUGCAAAGUGCAAGAUAAGACUUUUCUCCGAGAAUUUAAGGAGAAAUCCGCUCUAAACUCGGUAUAUUAAGAGAAGCUUUCCCCUUUCCAGAUUUCCGUCGAGUGUUAUGCUAUUUGGUAGAAAACUCCCAAAGCUUGCGGAAAAAGGAGACUCAAAAAGCACAAUUCAUAUUCUGGAAAAAGGAGACUUUGGCGUUGAGAAAUAUAACGAGUCAUAUCAAAGUUUUGUUGAGAGUCAGCACAGAAGAGAAGGUCUUGAAAUCCUUACAGCUGCCCACGAAACGUUUCCCACAGACACCGUAAGUAUGCUAAGGACAAAGCAGCCCGUUCGUAGCUCUAGCCUCAAAAGUUCGAAAUAAAUUUUGUUUAACGUACAGUUUUUUUUUACAUAUUUAGUCGUGAAUAACUUGCAUCUGUUAUAAAUUGUAUAAAUGUACGAUUCUUAGUCAGAAAUUUACAGAACACAAAUAUGGUCAAACAAGCAAUGAAAAGUUAAUGCCAGGGCGUUUCUCUAGGAGACCCCCCUGGGGACGAGGCUGAUGUGGUAAAGAAUCAUAUCGCCAACGCUUUGCGCGUUUCCUUUACUUGUUGUUGCUGUGUCAUAUCUUUAGAAUAUUUUCAUCUUAUGAUAAUGGUGAAGUCUGGGAUGAUCAAUCGUAAGGUGAAAUAGGCUGCAAUGCAAAUAAACAAAAGUUUCAAAUUAUGGAAUAAUGAUUAAACCUUAUCAAAGAUUCGAAAAUUAACGUAACAGUGAAUACAAGGUGGAAUUCUCUUUAAGAACCCAGCCAAACGGUAACUGUAACAAGAUCAAUGUUAAUAACAUGCAUGUUCGCGCUGAUAGGUCAAGCCCAAGGUGUAAUCUAAAAGAAAGAGGUAGGUAUUUCUAUUUUUAUUAUCACUUAAAGACGACGUGUUUUUUUGUCUCAAAGAUAAUUCUGCAAAACGUUGCCUCGUGUUAUGCCUUCUAUAAGGACUACAGUAAAGCGUCUGUUUACUUCAAGAAGCUGGUAGACUUGCAGCCAGGUAAUGAAGGAGUUAUUGCUGAUUAUGGACGAGUACUUGCCAUGUCAGAAAAAGUAGAUGAAGCAAAGGAACAGCUUAGAAAUGCUCUGAAGAUCGCGGAGAAGAAAAAUCAAGAACAGCUUGUAGAACAGGUAUAUUUCUCCUUGUACUAA
This is a messenger RNA of Porites lobata, 33189 nucleotides long. Lineage: Eukaryota; Metazoa; Cnidaria; Anthozoa; Scleractinia; Poritidae. The record is from the annotation of a GenBank genome assembly.